AUGCGUCAUUAUGCUGGCAUUGUUCGGUACAAUGUGAUCAACUGGUUAGAAAAAAAUAAAGAUCCGCUGAACGAUACGGUAGCAGCAUGCCUGAAAGCUUCUUCAGGCAAUAAGUUGCUUCCUGAAAUAUGGGCAGAUUAUGUCACGCAGGAAGAGCUUUAUAACUUUUCUUCAAAAAUGGCUAACUUGGUAUUUCCGGCUUCGCAUGCCGUCAAAGGCGGUCACAAGAAAAAGGGCAAAUCAGGAUCAUUCAUGACCGUAUCGAUGAUGUAUCGCGAAUCACUGAAUAAUCUAAUGAGUAUGUUAUACAAAACACAUCCGCACUUUAUCCGCUGCAUUAUUCCGAACGAGAAAAAAGAGUCGGGCUUGCUGGAAGCUGCUUUGGUGCUAAAUCAACUAACCUGCAACGGCGUGCUAGAAGGCAUUCGCAUCUGCCGUAAAGGAUUCCCAAACAGGACUCUGCAUCUUGACUAUGUGCAGAGGUAUGCUAUAUUAUGUGCCGAUGAGUCGAAAUCGAGUUCGGACCCAAAACAAUGCGCUAUUAAAAUGCUGGAACGUUUGGUGAAUGAAGGGACAAUGAAGGAGGAAAUGUACAGAAUUGGUCUGACCAAGGUAUUCUUCAAAGCGGGUGUAUUGGCGCAUCUUGAAGACCUUCGUGAUGAACGACUGGGAGAAAUUUUAACUGGUUUGCAAGCAAGAAUCCGAUCUUACCAACAACUGGUAUGA
Messenger RNA from Gongylonema pulchrum, 726 nucleotides. The record is from the annotation of a GenBank genome assembly. NCBI's taxonomy places the organism in Eukaryota, Metazoa, Nematoda, Chromadorea, Rhabditida, Gongylonematidae.